AUGGAGAAACAAAUGGUAGACCAACAACAUCGGCGGUCGCAUAUGUUUGUAUUACGGUCAUCGAUGCACUUUGUACUGAGGGCCUUUCUGGUGAUAUGGGCGCUCCUCUCCGCAACUACGACCACUCUGCUGCACUCCCAAAAUUCCUUCUCCAUUCUUCCCGCGGACGUCGCUUACUACAUGGCUGUGUCGGGAAAUAAUUCAAAUUCACAACAGGAGGAAAGGAAGGAUGAAUACAAGCUCCACGUGGAUAAGGCCUAUCAAAAAUACAAUUUUGAAGUCGAUACUCCGACAGCUCCGGUUUGCUAUCCGCUAAGGGCUAAAGAUGUCGACUUUACCCUUGUGACGCAAUUAUCUGAUGACCGUCUCGCUAUGAUGCGACCGCACUGCAAGCGCUGGGGAAAGCAUACUAUUUCUCUGGCAAUUGGAACCAACGAGAGCCGAGACACCGUCGAGCAGGCAUUGUCAAAAUCGGGUUGCGAUACAGCUUUGAUCACAUUAAGUAUUGUGCGCGACUUCGAUUCCGAUCAAAAGUACCCUGUAAAUAAAUUGCGGAACGUUGCCAUGUCCCAGGUCAGAACAAGCCACGCAGUCAUCAUCGACGCGGAUUUCGUUCUCUCGCCGAAUCUUUACGAGACCCUUCACUUACACAAUAAAACUCUGGCCGCUGACUCUACGAAUGCUUUGGUGAUUCCAUCGUUUGAGCUGCGGAAAGCUUGCCGACGACGAAACAGGCGCUGUAUCACCAUGUAUUCGGCCAUGGUUCCACGCAACAAGGACGGGCUUUUGGAGCUGUACGACCCGAUGACGGAAGACUCUGCUGGAUACGGUAUCGCCCAAUUCGACAUCAGGGGCAAUUACCACGGUCACGCGAGUACGCGUUACGCCGACUGGGCGAGCCAGCCGGCCGAGCAACUGUUGCCCAUUGAGUGUGUGACCUCCGACCGGUACGAGCCUUACCUGGUCGUCCGUCAUUGCCGAGACCUUCCGCCAUUUCAAGAAGCCUUUGUUGGGUAUGGCCAGAAUAAAUUGACUUGGAUGCAACAAGUCCGCCGGAGGGGCUACAAGCUGUUUCAAGUGGGUGAAGUAUUUGCGGUUCAUCUGCCCCACAGCAAGUCCCCGGCGUUUAAACAGUGGCAUAUGGUUGGCAAAGCAAACCGUAGCUUGCUGGCCGUGACGACAAUUGCGGACGCAUUCGGACUCUGGAUGAACGAAACCGUGCCAGAUUUCUCACAAGUUCCGUAUUGCUCAUAG
Messenger RNA from Phaeodactylum tricornutum CCAP 1055/1, 1254 nucleotides. RefSeq lists its product with no specific name. NCBI's taxonomy places the organism in Eukaryota, Bacillariophyta, Bacillariophyceae, Surirellales, Neidiaceae. The record is from RefSeq and is a predicted model, not a curated record. Gene Ontology annotation, biological process: protein O-linked glycosylation via mannose. Gene Ontology annotation, molecular function: glucuronosyltransferase activity; xylosyltransferase activity. The coding region runs from base 1 to 1254 and encodes 417 amino acids. The transcript has a single exon.